Molecule: messenger RNA, 1284 nt
Organism: Pelmatolapia mariae (spotted tilapia)
Lineage: Eukaryota; Metazoa; Chordata; Actinopteri; Cichliformes; Cichlidae
Gene: polr3h
Product: polymerase (RNA) III (DNA directed) polypeptide H
Exons: 6
Coding region: 132-776 (214 amino acids)
Biological process (GO): DNA-templated transcription; transcription initiation at RNA polymerase III promoter
Cellular component (GO): RNA polymerase III complex
Molecular function (GO): DNA binding; DNA-directed RNA polymerase activity
Source: RefSeq, a predicted model, not a curated record
UCAGCUGUCGCAAAAACAAACAAACAAGAAACGUGGAUACUACUUUCUAAUCAUUAAUUAAUAUUUUUAUUGCUUAUAUUAUUAUUUCAACGUAUGUCAAUUAGUGGGUAGGUGACCAGUGUCCGGUCAUCAUGUUCGUGCUGGUGGAAAUGGUCGACACGGUGCGGAUUCCGCCGUGGGAUUUUCACCGGCAACUCAACGAGGCUGUAGCGGAGGAACUGAACAAGAAGCUGGCCAACAAGGUGGUCUAUAACGUGGGACUCUGCAUCUGCUUGUACGACAUCACAAAACUCGAGGACUCCUAUAUAUUCCCAGGAGAUGGAGCCUCUCACACCAAAGUUCAUUUCAGGUAUGUUGUUUUUCACCCCUUCCUUGAUGAGAUCCUCAUCGGCAAGAUCAAGUACUGCAGUCAGGAGGGAGUUUACGUGACCAUGGGCUUCUUUGAUGACAUUCUCAUUCCACCAGAGUCACUUCAGCAGCCUGCAAAAUUUGAUGAAGCCGAGCAAGUUUGGCUUUGGGAGUAUGAGACCGAUGAGGGUGCCCAUGACCUCUACAUGGACCAAGGAGAGGAGAUCCGUUUCAGGGUGACAGAUGAAGUCUUUGUGGACACGUCACCAACAGGCCCGGCCACCGCCGCCUCUGAUACGGCGGCACAACCGGGACAGUCAACGGCACCACCAAAAGAAGACGGCGGGGAGAAGAAAGAGGCACCAUAUACGCUGAUUGGCACCAUCUGUGAGCCAGGGCUCGGGCUGCUGUCAUGGUGGAACAGCUAGCACUGAGUCUUUAGCGCUAGCUGUUCGAACAUCAUAGCUGAUCUGAGGCACGAGGGACCCUCGGCAAAGGUCGCUGAACCCCACUGUUUUGGUGCCUGUUUCCACCCAUGUGGUGUCUGUGUGAUGGAGAACCAGUUCUUCCUUGGUGCCUUUUGAGCAGCAGUCCUUUUCUGUGUUACAUGCAGAACGUGGGGUAAUUUAAAAGGGACGAUCCUCCUGAACCGAGACAGUUUGUAUGGAAGUACUGACUUUAUGCAAGAAUAUUAUUUACCAUUUAAUGUAAUUAAGUUAACAUCUUUCAGGCAGGUGGGAGAAAUAAGUGUGACCCUUCUGUAUAUAUAAACUGCAUCCAGCGGCAAAAUCAAAAAGAAUAUGUCACCAGCAUUGCAUGUUGUAAAAGAUGUUAUUUUUAUUUGACAUACCUCCACCUCCAGGAUCUGCUGCACACAUCCUCAGUGUGUGCUAACCCCCCACCCCUUCCUGUUUUUUUCUACAAUAAAAGUCAAAA